This is a messenger RNA of Cryphonectria parasitica EP155, 791 nucleotides long. It is a transcript of the gene SOD-1, whose product is annotated as entrainment of circadian clock. The transcript is spliced from 4 exons. Lineage: Eukaryota; Fungi; Ascomycota; Sordariomycetes; Diaporthales; Cryphonectriaceae. Gene Ontology annotation, biological process: removal of superoxide radicals. Bases 106 to 570 code for a protein of 154 amino acids. The record is from RefSeq and is a predicted model, not a curated record. Gene Ontology annotation, molecular function: copper ion binding; superoxide dismutase activity.
CUCACUUUCCUUUGCGUUUUCCUGAACCAUCAAACUCGUCAUUGUAGAGUCUGAGCAUCGUCCAUCAUCAACCAUAUCAACACAACCCACAAAUAAACCGUCAAGAUGGUCAAAGCAGUUUGCGUCGUCCGUGGUGACGCCAAGAUCAGCGGCACCGUGACCUUCGAGCAGGCCUCCGAGUCCGAUCCCACCACCAUCUCCUGGGACAUCACCGGCCACGACGCCAGCGCCAAGCGUGGCAUGCACAUUCACACUUUUGGUGACAACACCAAUGGCUGCACCUCCGCUGGCCCUCACUUCAACCCGCACAACAAGACCCACGGUGCUCCCACUGACGAGGUCCGCCACGUCGGUGACCUGGGCAACAUCGAGACCGAUGCUCAGGGCAACUCCAAGGGCAGUGUUCAGGACAAGUUUGUCAAGCUGAUUGGACCCGAGUCUGUCAUUGGCCGCACCAUCGUUGUGCACGCCGGUACUGAUGAUCUCGGCAAGGGCGAUACUGAGGAGUCUCUCAAGACUGGCAACGCUGGUGGCCGUCCUGCCUGCGGUGUCAUCGGAAUCUCCAACUAAGGGACUGUGCGUGCCAGGUCAAUACGACGCAGUUCAACAGCCCUGCAGAUUUGGACGAUAGUUAGGAAUGGACCAAGACUGCGGAUGUAGAGUCGUUGCAGUGCUAGAACAAGCAGAAUGUUGACCCGCCUUUCCGAAUGUUCACUGCUUGUUUUCUGCGUGGCUCUUGGAAGAGAUAUACCACUCGAGAUCUUCAAACAAGUCAAUUAUUGUCCACAGAG